GUUGGAAAACUUUUCAACAGUUGGAUCCGACAUCAUGGUGUUAUCGUCUGCUGAGACUGCCUUGUCGCUCGUAGCAACGGUACCUCCCUCUCUGCCGAAUUUAGAAAGUUCAAAGCUGUAAUGGAACUUGAUUGGCAGGCGUGUAAUAUUUUGGUAUUUGAUAAGUUGACUCGUUGGCCUCAGAAUCCCAGAACAGGGGAACAUCGGGGAAGGCAAGAUGACAGGCAUGAUCGAGACCAAUUAUCAAUAUCCCCAGAUGGUUAUGAACUGGGGUGUGUACCUUACCAUGCCCGACGGGCAGGGUGGGGUACAACAGGCUGGACAAAGCCUUUAUAGUGAUCCAUGGUCAAGCCCAGUUUCGACAGUAAACAGCGUUAACACCGUAACUUCGCUGUUAAAAACUGGACAAAAUUAUUUCGGAACAGAUGCCUGGUCAUCGAUGCAACUGAAUGGAAUAAAUCCGGCACCAUUCCACACACACCAGCUUUCACCUUAUGGGUCUAUAAACGAUCUAGUGGACCAUUUCAGUGACCUGACAUUAGACCGCAAACCGAACAAAAGACCACCAUCUACAUAUUUGUGUCACCUCUGCUUUACAAAGGGACACUACAUCAAAGAUUGUCCUCAGGCUAGGCCUAAGGGCGAAGGACUGACUCCAUAUCAGGGUAAAAAGAGAUGCUUCGGAGAGUACAAAUGUACUAAGUGCAAAAGGAAAUGGAUGAGUGGAAAUUCGUGGGCAAAUAUGGGCCAAGAAUGUAUCAAGUGUCAUAUUCUGGUGUAUCCCCAUAAACAGCGACCCCUGGAGAAGCCUGAUGGUCUAGACGUCAGUGACCAAAGUAAAGUACACCCUCAGCACCUCUGUGAAAAAUGUAAAAUGUUGGGAUUUUACUGUAGAAGAAACUAACAUUAUAAUAGAUAAAAAACAAACAUGUUAUUAUAGUUCCUGAGGAUAUGGGAAUAAAUCAACAUGGUCAAUAUAGAAAUGCCUAUGGAAUAUAUCACUCAAGGUAUAUUUUUUUAUUUUGUGAUCACAGUAUACACAUUGAGGAUAAAUUUUUAUACACAUUGAGGAUGAAUUUCAUGUAUUUAUAUGAUGUUCUAUGAUAGUAUGAUAUUGUCAGCAUAUAUCAGGAUCUUGUAGUUCCCCUUAUGAAAAAGUUUUCUCUGUCAACCUUCAUCAAGCCAAAAGUUUAGAAGGUCAAAUUAUAUAUUAAUACCUAAUAUCUUACAAAUGUUACAAAACUUGUCAGAAUAAAAAAAAGAAAAAUAUGUUACAGGUUUACCAACCUUCCUUUUAUAAUUUAUUCACAUCUAAAUGUGUUGGAAAUAUUUGGGAAAACUAUGUAUUAGUAAAUUUUUCUUUAGAUUUUGUAAAAGAAUUGAUGUAUUAGGUUAAAUAUCAAAAUGUCCAGGACUAUAAAUACUGCAUAUUUGUGUUUCAUUGAAGGAAGUCAUAUUUAAACAAAACAGCUGUUUUUCAAAUGUUAGUGUGUCAAGUACUAUCCAUUCAUAAGUAUAUGUAGAGACUCUUUAGUACCUUGCGUGUGUGUAUGCCUUCUGAAGUGACAUAAGUGUGUGUUUUACAUACAACAAAGUCCAGUUGUCCUGAAUAUGCAUGUAAUAUCUUCCACUGGACAUAAUGAAAACGGUGAUAUAUCAUAUUUGUUAAAGAAAAAAGGUAUCUCUGUGUGUCCAAAAGUUCACUUAAAAGUUCAGGAACUAUAUAGAUCUCAUAUGUAAUAUACUUACUGUAAAUUCAUGAAUGUGUUUGUUGCUCAAAAGACAAAAAAUUGAGAUAAAUGAACGUUAUUUAAGGGAAAAAAAAGAACAUAUCGGAAUUUAAAAUGUUAGUUCUAAUUAAAGCAAUAUUUAUCCUGUCCCAUUUUCCCCCAUAAAAAAAAUUUGCAAAAAUUAUCUGAAUUUACAGUAUCUAAUUAUAAAUCAUAGGUUUGCAAGAUUCUACAUGGAAAGCCAAAUAACCACAUGUGUGUUUAUAUUGUUUACUUAACCUACCAUCACAAUUUUAAUUGAGAAUUUUGGUUGUAAAGGUUGCAUAAAGUGUUUACAUUGUUUGCCCUAUGUACAAAGUCAAAUUAUUCUGCACUCCCUAAUUUUUAUAUUUAUGGAUUCCUAUGUGGGUUAAUCUGCAAUUGCAAUUAUUUAGUUGAACAUAAAAUUUUCAGAUCAUUCAGUGUAAUCAAAUCAAUUAAAACAGAUGAUAAAUAGGGAGGUUAGACUAGGCCCUGAACUAUAAGCAGACAUGUCUUUUUGUUGUUGUGGCCUUAAUGAACAUUGGUUGUGAACAGCUGACUAAUAUUACAUAUUAUUAUCAUACAUUGAAAUGCAGAUGGCUUUAGAAUCAGUUUACCAUCCAUAUGGGAAUUGCAUAAACAAUAUAAGCAUUUAAAAAAAUGAAGAUAUAUUGCUCAAAGAUAAUUUACAUGACUGUGUCUCUGUUUUGUACUUAUGCGAUGUUGAUGUACCAGUAGGGGGUCCUUAGCAGCAGAAGAUGAAGGAUUUUGAAAUUUCCAAUUAAUAGCCCCAAAGGGAAUAAACAUUUGACAUGCCAAUAACAUUCAUAAUUCAAGAUUAAUACAAGUAAAUAACAUUCAAUAAAUUAUUGUGAUAGUAAAGUCCAAAGUUCACAACAGUUGGCAAAUACACAUCUUAUGUUUUACCAAGGUUUUUUUUGGAAAUUUGACUGAUUGAUUUUGAAAAUAGCUUAAAUAUCAAAAUAAUAAUAAAUCAGUUGUUUUUGGGAUGCAACUUUGUUUUGGAUCAUUAAAAGUAAACAUCUACUAUUACAAUGAAUCUCUGAUGGACACAGAAAUACUAAUGCUAUCACCUCCACAGGCUCGUAAAGUCAAACAAUAAAUUUUGAUCAACUCAUCAUACGAAAUCAGUACAAAACUGGGACAAGUAUAUAUGUGUAUUAACUGGAAAAGGACCAAACCAAAUCACCUUAAUAUAAGUGAUUAGUUGCAUAGGAAAGUCAACAUUCAUUAUAUCACAACCAUUAAUACAUAUGUUGCACAUAUAUAUUAUCUGGGGAAAUACUGAGGGCUCAAUAGGGGGUAGUAAUUAUAUAUGGUUUAAUUUAGGGGAGAUUUUAUUAUAGUUUAAUGUUUAUAUCUCAAACAAAAAUACAAAAAAAAAUGGAGGUGGUGUGUUUUUUAUUGCAUUCUGACACAGACAUUGUUUCUCAAUUCAAUGGUGUUUGAGGUAAAAGAAGGGAAUGUUUUCUUUGAAUCUAUAUAGCUUACUGAUUUAUAAGAUAAGAAAUAUUAGUCAUAGGCAUUCAAACUCCUUCCAUUAACAUAUGUUAUAUUUAGAUGGAUAACAAAGAAAGUCAUCAAUUUCAAUUUUCUACAGCAUCUUUAAGUAUGCAGUGAAACUAUGUCAAUCUCUUAUCUUUAAUCUUCCAAAAAAAAAUCAAAACAGAAUGAUAUAUAGGGCGAGGAUUGUAUCUUGUUGUUUACUCCUAUCUAAGUUUCUACCCACCACUUAAAAAAACAUAUUUUAUCUUCAGGUUUCCUGAAAUGACCUGUAUAUAUAAUGUAUUCAAACAAAAUAUUUUGGUAUAAUUAUGACAUUUGAGAUAUAAUAUUAUUGACUAGUUUCGUAUUUACACAGUUUGACCUCAAAUGUAAGUAAAAUGACCUGGGAGGUGCUUUAUAAGUACUUCAGUGUUUUGAUAGAUUCACACAAUAAUAAGGUCAUUAAAAUCAUCUGAUGAAGAACGACUUUCCUAUGUAACAAAGGGGGAUAACUCUAAAGAUUCCAUCGAUAUAUCAAGAAAGAUUUUUUAUCUGUAAAUUUAUGAUACCAGUGAUCAUGGUUAUUAUUUGUAAAUUUAUGAGAAAGAAGAGAGGGAAAUUUUAUAGUAUUUUAUGUAUAUCAUAUAUAAGAAAUGUCAUAUUUAGACUGUAUUUUGUGUAUAUGAUGGAAAAAGAUUUUUUUAAUAUAAAGAGAAGGUCAGAACUAUCUGUGUAAAUUUUGGUACCAUUUGAACGUUUUUUAUACCAAGGAAAAAUUUUAUUAUUAUUUAUUUAAUGAAAUAUAAUCUUGAAGGGAAUAUUUGUAUAUAUUUAUAGUUUUUAUUUUAAAUGUUGAAUAUUUCAGGUUUUUUGUUGCAAUAUUUGUUCUGCUUUGUUUUGUGGUUGCCAUUUUUAUAUUAAAUUGCAUACCUCAGUUGUGUUGUUUAAAAUCAUUAAACUAAUUUUUUUAAAUCAGUUUUUGAAAAUUUAUAUGCAUUUUCUUUAAAACAUUAUUUAAUUUUAACACGAAUAUUUUUAAUAAAUAAAAUUAUGAUUCUUUCAUAAAAGGUAAAUCACAGCUGGGCCUCUGACCUAUGAGCUGAAAUAAAUUUAAAACAUUGUCUAAACAUGCUCCAGUUAAGUUUCCUCGUUAAAACAAGUUCAUUAAAAUUAUUUGGUUUUUCUAGUCAAUUUCUUCAAAUGGAUAUAUUCAUCAUCAAUUUUGUAUGUUUGUGUUUUUUAUAUUCUCAUAAAUAAGUAUAUUUCUAUAUAAUGAGUUUAUGCAUGUUUUGUAUAUAUUUGGACAUUAAUAUUAUUGCAUUUGUGAUAUGUGUGCUACAUUUCAUUUAAACGGUUGUCAAACUUCAUUUGAAAAUUUUUUUGUCUCUCCUUAUAUGUUUUUAUACAGUGGUAUUUUUUGUUGGGAUAAAACCCUAAGGUUAAAACUGUGAAAAAAUAUUAUUUGUUACAUUUAUUUCUAAAAGGUUGUAGAGUAAGAAAAAAUGGACUAGAACAAUUCAUUUUUACAUAAAAUAUGUGAUAUUGAAAAUAUGUAAACCAAAAACGUUAAAUAUUGAAAUUAUUCUGGUUUGUCCAAUGAAAUAAAAAUGAAUAUAAUUUUUCCGUUUGUUUAAAUCAUUUAAUUUGGAUGUGUUCACAAACUUAAUUUUGUAAUUUUUUUCUUCAAAAUAUUGUUAAUAUAAAACAGACUGAUUAUUCAAAACUGGAUGGAAAAAGAGUUGUGGGGGGGUCCAGUUCUAAUUUACUUUCAAUAAUUUAACUCCAAAUUUCCGUUUCUACAUUUUCAUUUUAUUACAAUUUAUAUUAUUUAAUUUGUGUUCAUUUUCAAAUUACAAAUCAUUCAUCAAUGAAAACCAUAAAAAAUAGUUUAUGAUUUUUCUAAAGGAAUCUGCAAGUAAAAUUUGUUAAUAAUCCUACAAAAAAUAAAGCAGAAAAACUUUAAAGAUAAUUUAGUUUUGCAGAUUUUUUUUUAACUAGUGUUAACAAAAAAUAAAGGUUAAUAAAGACUUAGUGUCAGGCAUUAUAUUGUUUUUAAUUUGAUUCUGUCAAUGUUAACAUUAUAAGUUUAGACAAUAGACAUCUGAAAAUAAACAUCAUAUACAAAUUCAUUCUAAAACAUUCUUUAUAAAUUUUCAUUUAUAUUAGGUCAUACUAAUAUUUGUUUUUACAAUAUCUAUGAUCAAUUUUUAUACGACUGCCAAAUUUUUUAUCAAACCGGUCUGACCUUUAUAGUAGAAGUGAGACUUGUCAGACAGAACAUGCCUUUGCUGGAACCAGUUCGACAGCAAUGAAAUUUAUUAAUUAUUUGAAGAGAAAAGUCUGUGACCUUAUGUCUAACACAACCAAAUCAUAUUUGUCCAGGUUUAAAUUCACAAGUGAUGAAAAUUUCAUGAUUUUUAUUGAAAUCACCUGAUUUAAUUUGUCAAUGAAAGAAUGUUGUGAACAGUUUUUCUUUUAGUCACAUACUUUGAUGAAAAUCAUGGAAAAUGUUGUAUUAAAAAAUUCCCGAGAUGCUAGGGUUUCCAUCAUUGGAAGAUUUCACUUUUAAGAUACUUUAAACCAUUUUGUGUUUUAUACGUUCUCCAAGAUGUUAAAUACAUGCCAUUUUAUUUACACAUAUAUCUUUUCUUAAGUAUCAUUAUUUCAGAAAUAAUUUUUUUUAUCAAUUCAAAGUUGUAAAAUAAAAGUUUUUUGCAACUAUAUCACUUUGUUCAUAUAAGGUUGUAUUUGUAUAUAUAUAUAUUUGCAUAUAAUCAUGUGUUUUUGAGUGUAAACUCUAGUCAGAUACUCCACAGUGCCAAACUGAUGUAAAAUACUCUUUCUACUAUAAUAUAUUUCAUGCAUGUUUUAGCUUUAGUGUGACACAAUAAAUUUGUCAAAAUGACA
Mytilus californianus (California mussel) is the source of this 6164-nucleotide messenger RNA. Its product is annotated as zinc finger CCHC domain-containing protein 24-like. The record is from RefSeq and is a predicted model, not a curated record. The transcript is spliced from 4 exons. Lineage: Eukaryota; Metazoa; Mollusca; Bivalvia; Mytilida; Mytilidae. Bases 218 to 904 code for a protein of 228 amino acids. Gene Ontology annotation, molecular function: zinc ion binding; nucleic acid binding.